AUGAGCUGCAUUCUCAAGUGUAAUAACACCGAGGAUGAAAUCCUCGUACAAGAGGAAGAUGGAUCUUACUCGAAAAGUCAUGACUAUACAGAGAAGCCAUCGAUCAUCUACAAGCCGAGCACGGUAGUGCCUCCAAACAACAUCUUGGAGAUCCCACCUCCAAAUGACCUCGAUACGCCAGUAACGUUUUUCCCGACAGUCGACACCUUCUUCGACGCCGACAACAGUCUCCUCGUCAUUUUAAUGGAGCUUCCAGGCUUCUCAACUGCUGACAUUGAGAUUAAUGUGGGCGACGGUGAAAUCAGCGUUUCAGGACCCCGUCCCAAGGAUGAGCUGUAUGAAAAGUUUGGUGACAACCUCAACAUUCAAAUCAGAGAGAGGAAGGUCGGUUACUUCUUCAGGAGGUUCAAGCUUCCCAACAACGCUCUGGACACCACGGCAAUUGCCUCCUACGACAACGGUAUCCUCAGCGUCAGAAUCCAGUGCUCUCAGUUCACCCCCUCCAGACGCCUGCCCAUUGACGGCCCCGCCUACCACCACGAUAAGGUAAACUUCGUGAACCACAGCCUUGCUUCAUCAAGCCCAAGCACCAGCGCUAUGGAAAACGGCACCUCUAAGCCCAUGGGCAGAAAGGGCUCUGGCAGUCAGUAA
This is a messenger RNA of Theileria orientalis strain Shintoku, 651 nucleotides long. Its product is annotated as small heat-shock protein. Gene Ontology annotation, biological process: protein complex oligomerization; response to salt stress; response to hydrogen peroxide. The transcript is spliced from 3 exons. The coding region runs from base 1 to 651 and encodes 216 amino acids. NCBI's taxonomy places the organism in Eukaryota, Apicomplexa, Aconoidasida, Piroplasmida, Theileriidae. The record is from RefSeq and is a predicted model, not a curated record.